UUUCCUCACAACCACCGAUUUUUUUUCUUUGUUCAAAGCCCUAAGCUCGAUCCGUUUAUCAAUGGCACCGAAGGCCGAAAAGAAGCCGGCGGAGAAGAAGCCUGCCGCCGAGAAGAAACCGGCAACGGAGGAGAAGAAGCCAGUAGCGGAGAAAGCUCCGGCCGAGAAGAAGCCCAAGGCAGAGAAACGAAUUCCUCCCAAGGAUGCCGGCGAGAAGAAAAAGAAGAAGAAGGCGAAGAAGUCAACUGAGACUUACAAGAUCUACAUCUUUAAGGUAUUGAAACAGGUGCACCCUGAUAUCGGGAUCUCAAGCAAGGCGAUGAGCAUAAUGAAUUCGUUCAUCAACGACAUCUUUGAGAAGCUUGCGCAGGAGUCAUCUCGCCUUGCUCGUUACACUAAGAAGCCAACCAUCACCUCCCGCGAGAUCCAGACUUCUGUCCGUCUAGUUCUUCCCGGGGAGCUUGCCAAGCAUGCGGUUUCUGAGGGCACUAAGGCGGUAACAAAGUUCACCAGUUCUUAGUUUUAGGGCUAGGGGUACAUGGCCUUCUGUAUUUUACCGUCCUCGUUUGAUCGCAAAGUUUUUUGCCUUAUUGUGUGUUUAAUCUAUUUUACUUUGUUAGGUUUGCUAUCUUGAUUAUGUUUAUAGAUCGAUCCAGCCUCACAAAUUGUCUACCUUAGUGGAAUGAAUUUGUAUUGUUUAUCAAUCAUUUGUUCUUUACUUACGCAAAUGAAAAAUGUAUCCUUCUUGAUUGAUUGAAACAAUUUGGGCCUGUAACAGUAUGCUACUAUCAAUCCAUAUGUAUCCACUCAAAUGAAUGCCACAAAUUUAUAAAAA
Molecule: messenger RNA, 835 nt
Organism: Dendrobium catenatum
Lineage: Eukaryota; Viridiplantae; Streptophyta; Magnoliopsida; Asparagales; Orchidaceae
Product: histone H2B.4
Exons: 1
Coding region: 62-520 (152 amino acids)
Biological process (GO): nucleosome assembly
Cellular component (GO): nucleosome
Molecular function (GO): DNA binding; protein heterodimerization activity; structural constituent of chromatin
Source: RefSeq, a predicted model, not a curated record